Messenger RNA from Paramacrobiotus metropolitanus, 1612 nucleotides. RefSeq lists its product as uncharacterized. NCBI's taxonomy places the organism in Eukaryota, Metazoa, Tardigrada, Eutardigrada, Parachela, Macrobiotidae. The transcript is spliced from 2 exons. The record is from RefSeq and is a predicted model, not a curated record. Bases 801 to 1304 code for a protein of 167 amino acids.
ACGUAACAUAAAUUGUUAUAUGUACAUAUACGGGACCGCAUUUAUCGGUAUAAUACUGGGUAAUGGCGCUCUCUUCGCGCAGUCGUCAAACAUCUUAAAGCAACUUUUUCAGCGCGGAGGCUGCAGCUGCAAUCCCAGUCGGUUUGGGGCCAGGAAAUAAAAUUCCCACGGCGCACUUAUCGACAUUUUCUCCGACGUAGAUAUUUUUGCACUGCACACAUAUACUGCAGAGAGUUUAAGAAAACGCUGUCUCCUCUGAAAAACCAUUCACCCAUCAACAAUAUCGCACACAUAGUGGAUUGCACUCGUUGCAGCGUUUGUGUAAAUGUUCUGCAAUUAUGGCCCACGGAAUGUCGUCAUAGUAUUCCCGUGCAUGCACGAGGUUGUCUUCCACACCGGGGAAAACAGUUUUACCGGCUUAUCCCGUAUAAUCCAUUGUAUAAUGUGUCCUUUUGUGUAAGCGUUUAAAAUGAUGUUAUGCUGCUCGUUGUAUCAAUAGCGAAGAUUUACCAACCAUUCAGUUGGAUACUUUUACUGCUUGAUGUUCUUGUUUGAUACCGGCAAAUAAUGGAGAUAAUCGAAGAAAAACUCAGCGUAUCCACAUUAACGCAAACCGUAAAUCCAGCGCCAAACACCCGCAAGUCUCCGCUGUCCCCGGAGGCACCCUCUUCCAUGCGCAAACUCUCCACCAACUCCACCGACACAGGCCCGACCGUCAGCUCCACGUCUUCCUCGCGGCGUGGCUCCAUGACCACGCAAUCGGACAGUCGGCGGAGCAGUUUCACCCAGAAUCCCCCUACAUGACCAGCGACGAAACCCGAGCCCGCGACACCCUAUUAGAAUCCGAUCCCGAGCCCAUUAUGGAGCCCACGACGGCGGCGCCCAGCGCCACCGCCCACCGGGGCAGUGUCGUCACGCAGAUGAUGGGCCGUGCGACGGAAUUGAUUAGUGAAGUGGCUGAGAUUAUUGCCGGCGUCGUUCCGCCGUCACUUAGCGGGGAGCGAUUAGAUGCUAAUACUAUGACAGCCGAUACGGCUGUCGAACGGCGUGCCGAGUUUUUUAUUAAUUCCCCUUCCAUGGAGCAGUCGAUCAGCCGGGAUUUCCCGGGGAAAAGUGAUAAUGAUCUCGAAGUACGGCGCAACAGCCUAACGCCGGAGUCGCCCUACAAUGUCAGCGAUGAGACACGGUCACGCAAAGAAAAUCUCCAGGAUGAUACGGCCGGUCAGCAGGAUGCCGAUGUAAUCAACCAUGGACAUACGAUACGCAGUGGAAGUCUUAGUUAUAAUUACGAACGUCUGGAUUAGCCAUGCUGUUCCACUCGUGGAGGCCGUAGAAACACCAUGCAGACUGGAAAUAUGAAUCCAAAAAUUUUCGAGUUCUCAGUUAUCAUUAAUUCCGUUUACGUGAAUUGCCAGAAUAUUUCUGUUAUGUUAAAAGCUUCCACAUUUUACGUACGAUGCAAUAUAUAAUGAUUUUGAUUAGUGUAACUGAAUUUUCAGUGUUACCGUAAUGUAAAUUUUGAGUAUUUUGAGUUUUGUUCCCUUGCAUAUUUCUAAGGUCUGUUUUUGAUAUCUGGGACGUAUUACUUGCAGAACAACAAGUAUUAAGAAUA